Molecule: messenger RNA, 465 nt
Organism: Puccinia triticina
Lineage: Eukaryota; Fungi; Basidiomycota; Pucciniomycetes; Pucciniales; Pucciniaceae
Exons: 3
Coding region: 1-465 (154 amino acids)
Source: RefSeq, a predicted model, not a curated record
AUGAUCGCUUCGUUCUUCUCGAGAAGACCCGACCGUCGAUCUUCCGCUAUCUCUUCGAGUCGCACGCCUCGGCUCCUUCUCAGCUGCAAAUGCGUGCUCGUUGUGGUGGUCCUCCUGGGCGUAUUGACGAAACCAAGCACGUCUCAAUUCGGGAACAUCUUCGAACAAUUCUUCCAGCAAGAAGACGCCGACGAUCGCCAUUCGGGCCAUCCCGGACAUUCGGGCCAAGGCUCGCCCGACAAGUUCAAGAUCAUCCGCGAUCAGAGUCGCUGUUCAGACUACUUAUGUCCCUCAACUUUCGACUGUGUGUCUUCGCCAAGCGAUUGUCCUUGUCCGUUCGUCGAAGAUAUCAAAUGCCCCAUCUCUCUUCCUACUCCCACCGCCAAAAAAUUUCAAGACUCUUUUGUUUGUAUCAGAGCUCCUGGCUGUUCGAGUGUCCAAAAAGCACUCAUGUUUGGAUCCUAA